This is a messenger RNA of Fonsecaea multimorphosa CBS 102226, 555 nucleotides long. RefSeq lists its product as uncharacterized. The transcript has a single exon. The record is from RefSeq and is a predicted model, not a curated record. NCBI's taxonomy places the organism in Eukaryota, Fungi, Ascomycota, Eurotiomycetes, Chaetothyriales, Herpotrichiellaceae. The coding region runs from base 1 to 555 and encodes 184 amino acids.
AUGGAGUCCAACGACGAUCAGACCACCCACAAGACGCCUAAUGUUCUAUUCGACUAUUCGAAUGUGGUGACAUUUGCAGCCGGCAAAGGCAGCAACCGCCAAUACUUUGCAUUUGACGAACUACGACUCUGCCGUGAGUCUACCUACUUCGAGGAGCGGCUACGAGGAGACUAUCCCGAAGGAAAGGCUCGACAUUUCGACUUUGCAGACGUCGACCCUGCCGUCCUCGCAUGCAUGCUGUGCUGGUACCGCGGUUGGAGAUGCCUCUCCUGCGAGACGGGUGGCAAUCAUAUCAAUGAGACAUGGUUAUUAGCGGAGAAGUGUCGCAUUCCGAGGCUCAAAGAACAUCUGGCCAAAAGGAUGGAAGCACGAGCAAGCGCGACGGACACGGAUGGGGCGCAGCACGAUUGUCCAUCAUGGCUUUGCGCAGAGGGCCAAGAGAAUGUUCCUGCCACUGACGCUGGACCAGCAACCUCACAACCUGAGAUCAAGGAUGUCACAGAACGGGACAACCGACCCUACUCUCUGUCUGCUCAGGAAAAGAAAGCCUUUUGA